Symbiodinium natans is the source of this 3762-nucleotide messenger RNA. The record is from the annotation of a GenBank genome assembly. NCBI's taxonomy places the organism in Eukaryota, Dinophyceae, Suessiales, Symbiodiniaceae.
AUGUACGGUCCAGAUGGUGGCCAGCUCGACUUGAAAAUCACCGGUCAGUCCACAUGCUCCUUCCAGAUGGGCAGCGAAGUCUACGAAGGGACCCUGAACAAGGAGGGGAAGCUGGUGUGGAACGAUGGCGCAGUUUGGAUCCGUGUGAACGGAGCCGAUGACAGUGAGCCGAAGGAGGAGCCCACGCAGGAGUCAAGCAUCGAGAAGGCGCGGAAAGCGUUUGCAGAGGAGAAAGCGCGGAAGGCCGCGGCGCUGGACAAGGCGCGUGCAGCACGAGCAGCAGCUCAGAACCAGGAUGGCGCCAACAACGAGGGUGGCCUGGACCGGGCCAAGCAGGCUUUCGAAGAGGAGAAGGCCAGGAAGGCAGCAGCUCUGGAACGCGCCCGGAGGCUUGUGUCCCUCUAUAACCGGGGUGUGCUACUGCACAACGUGGGAGUGCGCAGGGGUUCUGCGGAGAACAGCCACCCGAACCGUGGGGCGGACCCGCCACAGGACAUGGGAGCCAAGAACGACUCGGGUGUGGACCGCGCUAGACAGGCCUUUGAGGAGGAAAAGGCUCGUAAGGCAGCAGCGCUGGAGCGAGCGCGGAGGGCACGAGCCGAAGCUCAGAACGGCAACGGCCCUUCCGAGGACGCAGAUCAGCAGGUUCGGGUCAGUGGCUGGAGCUUUCGCUUCAAGUCGCUGUGGCGCUACCUUUGCCUUCGAAGAGGAGAAAGCCAGAAAAGCGGCCGCGCUGGAAAGGGCUCGCAGGCACAGGAGUUGCAGCGCAUGGAGACGGCGGCUCGAACCAUGAUGUUGGCAUCGACCGGGCGAGAAAGGCAACCCGGCUGCAAGCAGACACUGGAAGAUUCGAUCAAUGCAUGCACCGUGCCAGGUGUCAUAUGCAUUGGCGUUUUGGCUUUUGAGGAGGAGAAAGCACGCAAGGCGGCGGCGCUGGAGCGUGCUCGAAGGGCCCAGGCGGAGAAGCAGGAAGCGCCGCAGGCCUUCGAAGAGGAGAAAGCCAGAAAAGCGGCCGCGCUGGAAAGGGCUCGCAGGACGGCGGCUCGAAUCAUGAUGUUGGCAUCGACCGGGCGAGAAAGGCAACCCGGCUGCAAGCAAGCCUUUGAGGAGGAGAAGGCGCGCAAGGCGGCAGCCCUGGAGCGGGCACGAAGGGCCCAGGCGGAGAAGCAGGAAGCGCAGGAACCGCCGCAGGAUGCAAACCGCGACAGCGGCUUGGACCGUGCGAAGCAGGCCUUUGAGGAGGAGAAGGCCAGGAAGGCAGCAGCUUUGGAAAAAGCCCGCAGGAUGUCCGCCGAAAGCAGCCAGCCCAACCGUGGUGCGGAGCAGGAAGUGGGGAGUUUGGAUCGCGCGAAGCAGGCCUUCGAAGAGGAGAAGGCCCGUAAGGCGGCAGCGCUGGAGAGGGCGCGCAGGGCACGGGCUGCCGCUCAGAAUGGCCAUGAUCCCGAGGAUGCUGCGCCCAAGACCGACACCGGCAUUGACCGCGCCAGACAGGCCUUCGAAGAGGAGAAAGCCAGAAAGGCAGCUGCACUAGAGAGGGCCCGCAGGGCAUCCGCCGAGAAGCGCGAAGAGGCUGGCGCCUCCAAUCAAGAUGCCGGGAUCGACCGGGCGAGGAAGGCGUUCGAGGAGGAGAAGGCACGCAAGGCAGCAGCCCUGGAGCGGGCACGAAGGCCCAACCUGGCAAGAUCCAACAUAACGGCAAUCCUUUCCACUGCCACAUCGUCCCAGAAUGCCAUGAAUGCACCCGACCUCACCAUUCAGGAGAGUAGCUCGCGGAACGACUCGGGAUCACACAGUCCCUGUCACCAUGCGGUUCAGUCCGUCAAGCUUCAAGAAAGUUCCACUCUGACUCCGCUCACCCUCUCCCUCUUUGGCGAAAUGGCCCUUUCCCGGAUGACGCGCUCCAUGUGUGAUGCGAUGAGGCCGAUUGGGUCUCUCUCCGGCCGCCAGUUUGCCACGGUGAAUGGGAAGCCACUGCACGGCCAGCGGAAGCCCGCGAUGCGAAUGACAACCGAAGAAGCUUUUGUGAAGACCUUGCAGAUGCACGGGAUCAAGAACGCAUUCGGCAUCAUCGGUUCAGCAAUGAUGCCCAUCUCGGACCUGUUCCCUGCUGCAGGCAUUAAGUUUUGGGAUUGUGCUCAUGAGUGCAAUGCGGGCAUGAUGGCGGACGGAUACACGAGGACGACCGGGAAGAUGUCCAUGAUGAUCGCGCAGAACGGCCCGGGCAUCACCAACUUUGUGACACCCGUGAAGACAGCUUACUGGAACCACACGCCGCUUCUGCUUGUCACCCCACAGGCAGCCAACAAGACGAUCGGCCAAGGGGGCUUCCAGGAGGUGGAGCAGCUGGCGAUGUUCAAAGACACUGUUUGCUACCAGGAGGAGGUCCGCGACCCGACACGCAUCUGCGAGGUCCUCAAUCGCGUCAUCGAGAAGGCCUACCACUGCUCGGCCCCAGCGCAGAUCAACAUCCCCAGAGACUUCUGGACCCAGGUGGUGGACAUGUCCUUGCCAACUGGGGUGAAGCUCGAGCGCGGUGCCGGGGGUGCUGCCUCGACAAAGGCAGCGGCAGAGAUGCUGGCAGAGGCCAAGUUCCCUGUGAUCCUGAACGGCGCUGGAGUUAUCCUGUCCGGAGCUGUGGAUGCAUCGGUGAAGCUUGCGGAGCGUCUUUCUGCACCCGUGUGCUGCAACUAUCAGCACAACGACGCCUUCCCCGGCGACCAUCCUCUGCACAUGGGACCACUGGGCUACAACGGCUCGAAAGCUGCCAUGGAAGCCAUCUCCAAGGCGGACGUGGUCCUGGCGCUGGGCACGAGGCUGAAUCCCUUCUCCACCCUGCCGUGCUAUGGCAUGGAGUACUGGCCGAAGGAUGCCAAGCUGAUUCAGGUGGACAUCAACAGCGAUCGCAUUGGCCUGACCAAGCCGGUCGAUGUCGGCAUCCAGGGCGACGCAGGCUUAGUUGCCGAGGCUCUUCUGGCUGCGCUGCCGCCUUCCGCUGGUGAUGCAGGGCGCACGGAGCGGCUCAAGCUCGUGGAGGAGAAGAAACAAGCCUGGGGCAAGGAGCUUGAAGGCAUGGACCACGAGUUGGAUGACGAGGGCACGACGUGGAACAAGCGCGCACGGGAAGCGCAGCCCAACCGUCUCUCACCACGGCAGGCGUGGCGCGCAAUCAUGCGGGUGAUGCCCAAGGAUGCCAUCAUGUCGUCGGACAUCGGCAACAACUGCGCCAUCGGCAAUGCCUAUCCAUCCUUCCCCUCACCGCGGAAGUACCUGGCGCCGGGUCUCUUCGGGCCUUGCGGAUACGGCUUUCCCUCCAUCCUCGGCGCGAAGGUGGGGAACCCCUCUGUCCCAGUGGUUGGCUUUGCGGGCGACGGUGCCUUUGGCAUCUCCGUCAACGAGCUGACUGCCUGUGGGCGGGGUGACUGGCCAGGCGUGACCAUGAUCGUGUUCCGCAACUACCAGUGGGGCGCGGAGAAGCGAAACACAACGCUGUGGUACGAAGACAACUUCGUGGGCACCGAACUCAACGCAGGCGUCGAGUAUGCGCAGAUGGCAAAAGCCUGUGGAUUGAAGGGCAUCAAAGCAGAGAGCGUCGAAGAGCUGGAGAAGGCCGUGACCUCUGCCAUCGAGGGGCAGAUGCAGCGAAAUGAGACGACCCUGAUCGAAGUCGUCCUGAACCAGGAGCUUGGCGAGCCCUUCCGCCGUGAUGCGAUGAAGCCACCUGUAGAGAUUGCCAAGAUCCAUGCUAGUGACAUGUGCGAGUGA